Messenger RNA from Corticium candelabrum, 2608 nucleotides. RefSeq lists its product as uncharacterized. The transcript has a single exon. Bases 65 to 2473 code for a protein of 802 amino acids. Gene Ontology annotation, cellular component: nucleus. Lineage: Eukaryota; Metazoa; Porifera; Homoscleromorpha; Homosclerophorida; Plakinidae. Gene Ontology annotation, biological process: DNA repair. The record is from RefSeq and is a predicted model, not a curated record. Gene Ontology annotation, molecular function: ATP binding; ATP-dependent chromatin remodeler activity.
AGAUGGCUUGUUCCCUAUUGGCAACGAUUGGUGGUUGGGACUGAAGUACAGUCUUGAUUCGAAAAUGCGUUCGUUGCUGCAGUUUCAGUUGUUCGAGAAGAGAAUGCUGCGACUGUUCACCGUUCCCAUGGAAACAGAGCAGUAUACACGAGUGAUUGCCACUACAAAUGCGUCGGUGAUGCUGAGGGAGUUGGAGAAAGAUCCGCAGGGUGUAUGUGGUCGCUUACUAGCACAUCAGUUGAUGGCAUGUCCGGGUGGUGAUUGGGUCGGAACGAUGGUAGCUUUUCAACAUAGCAAUGUGGCAUCGGAUAGGCCAAUUGGUAGUGACACUGGAGUGCCAGUCGGUUUGACGGACCGGAUUUCGGUCAUCGAGUCUGUGACAUCGGAAUGUACCGAUGUGAAGUCGAAACACCUUGCUCGUCAGUACUCUCAAGAUAUUUCUGGAUGUCCACUUCCUGUCGCUGUUCGACAGUCGUAUGCAUCGGCAGGUUCACAGCCCAGUGCAACCCACUUGUUUCCUCACCAGCUGAACACACUGCAGUGGAUGCUCGACGUCGAAGAAGGCCGGAGUGAAGUACUGAGAGUGCCACAAGCGGCUGUCUUCCAUGGCUGGUUUGCAUACUCUCACGGUAUGGAGAAAGACAUGCUUCCUGGAGACAUCGAAAUUCUCGAGUCGAGUUCUCUUGCACUAGGAGGGCUCGUUGCCCAUCCGGUUGGAUCAGGAAAGACAGUGAUUGCUAUAGAAUUAGUCAAAGUCACAGCAUCAUCCGGAAUGACGGUUAUAUGCGUGCCAGGUCACAUAGCCGACCAGUGGAGACAAGAGAUAGCGAGAUUUGCUCCGACGUUAUCAUGCAUCGUUGUCAACAACAAAUCGAGUUUGGCGAAUCUUCGAGGCGUUGCUGCUGUCAUUAUUCCCUACGAUGUGUUUCAGUCUCCUCUUCUUCUCGACACGUUCUGCCUAAUGAGAUGGCGACGGGUGAUCUUUGACGAGCCGCAGGACAUCGUGAAGAAGGAAUAUUUCGAUCAGCUUGCAUUCGGUCUUCAUUGUCCGUAUCGUUGGCUGCUGAGUGCGACACCUAAUCCGAUGCAAGAUAUGAUUCAGCUUGCACUCGGCUACAAGCCCGACGGUCGUCUGCCCCUCGAAUCUAUCCACAAAUGGUUCAUUCGGACACGUUGCCGGCGUGACUCGCCAUCCAUGUGUCUCCCCGUACCGCCACUUCAUGUUCACAUGCUGCCUGUUACUCUGACAUGGCAAGAGACGGUCGUCGCUCACAUGCACGCGAUGGCGGAUCACCUUCAGGCAUCAAUUCGGCUCUGCUCGUACUUUGCAAAUGUCGACAUUCGAGGUAACAUUAGCGAAAGCAACGAGGCACGCACAGAUGCAGCCGGAUGUGAACCUGUGCUUCUCGGUGUACGACGCUUUAGCUCUCUUGAUGAUUGGAUCGUCAGCCAUCGACAGGAGCUACAAGACGAACUAGAUCAUAUACAAUCGAAUCUCCAUCAUAUUACAUUGCUAGUCCGUCAACAGUAUCACCAGUUUCAACAGCAUUUGGAGGCCAUUCCUAUUGUAUCAGAUCAGGAAUCGGAUGUCGUCAACAGUGAUGACCAUUUUGAUCAAGAAGCAAUGGAGGUGAUGUUUGAUGAACACAGUGGGGUCGACCCUGAGCUUGUAUCUCGACGCCAAGAACUUAUUCGAGAAGCAAAGAAACACGAGCGUCUUCUCCGUUUUAUGGAAAGCGUGUGUCAAACUAUCUCAUCCGAGAUGGAGUGUACCAUAUGUAUGGAACGUCUCGGAUUGUCCAUCAUCACGAUGCUGCCGUGCUUGCACUCCUUUUGUGCCAUCUGUGUAAUCAACUUGUUUGGAGAUCUCCAAACUGCUAGUUGUCCCGUAUGCCGAUCUGAGGCUCAACGUCGAGAGCUCUGCACAUUCAGAUGCAACGAUCAAGUAACCGAUGACGUAUGGAUCUCCACAGGUUUGCUUAGCGACGAUCCAGAAUCGCCACACUUUCGAGGCUCGAAACUGUGGACGCUGGCGAGAGAAGUCGGACGUGUACUUGACAAACACCUGGACGAUAAGGUGCUGAUAUUUGCUCAAUGGGAUGAGUUAUUGCGGCAAAUCUCGUUGAUUUUGCCGACCGACAAUUGCCUCCUUGUGGGGUCGAUGGAUGUACGAUGCAGGCUCAUCGAAAAUUUCCAACGAAAUCCGACUCCGCGAGUUUUACUGCUCAGUCUUGAUCAGCAGGUGUCUGGUGCUAAUCUUGAUGUUGCAAAUCACGUUUUUGUUGUUCAUCCAUAUUGUCCGGCAAGCGUGGCGAGUACAGCGUCGGUUCCACUCGCUCGAGCUCAAGCAUACGAACAGCAGGCUGUCGGUCGUGUGCUGAGAUUUCCGCAGUUGAAAGAUGUUCAUCUCUAUCGUUUGUAUGCAAGAGGGACAGUGGAAGAGGAGCUCUACAUGCACUGGGGAUGGGCUUGACUUUACUGGAUUCACUUCUUGGUAUUUGUGUACUGUACAUGUGGAUUUACUGAAUUUGCCUUUAGCUGAGCCCGAGGCUCGUAUGCGCUAGGGUUACAGUUGUGUGUCAGUAGACGGACGGACGGCCAAUUGGAA